UAUGAAAUACUAGAGCUCCUUAGGAAAAAAAUUAAGCAUUUUAUUGUUUUUGAGACAGAGUCCCUGACUGGCUUGGAUUUCACUAUGUAGACCAAAUUGGCCUUGAACUCACAGAGAUUUGGCUGAUCCUGCUUCCCAAGUGCUGGGAUUAAAGGUGUUUUCCACCACAGCCAAGGGGCUCACUAAAGGAUUUUUAGCUUUGUUGCAAAAAGAAGGUCAAGGUUUAAUUUCUCUCUGAUGAGCAAGCUUGCAGAUUAAGAUUUAUGUCAGUCCAAGAAGUGAACAAACAUGCAGUUCUCCCUCCUAUCAUUAGUAGGAAUGACAAGGAGUUUUUGGAAAGCAUUCAAAGAUACAUAAUUACAGAAACCAAAAGAGUGGGCUGCAGCGAGGAAGGGCCUGCUGAUGAGUAUUACACAAUAUACCGGAACGUGUUUGACAAGGUAAUAGACCAUGUCAACGCAUACAAGUCCAUUCUUACAUCAAUCAAAAGAGAAUAUGAUGCCUUCAUUGAGACAAUAAAAAAAAGCCGAAGAACUGCUUUUUGUCUUCAUGGAAAACUUAAAGUGUUGGCAACAGAGCCCACAGCAUUGGUCUAUCACCAGAGAAGAAGCAUCCAACUUGAAGCAAAAAUGAGGAUUAUUGAAAAUAAUUCCACAGUGAUCCAAUUGCAAAUUGAUCAGAUGAAACAGCUGAGAGCAGAAUAUGACAAGAAAGAAGUAAAGUUCUGUGCUUCCACAAGGCAGCUCUGGAAACCUAUCCCAGGGAUGACUCUCCAAGAAUCUGUCAAUCUGGAAUCUCUCAAUAAAUAUAAGCAAUAUCUUAUAGCUAAACAUAUAAAACUUAAACAAGAUAUAUCAACAAUGUAUGUACCAGCCCAAAAGAAGGCUGAUCUAGAUGAGGAAAUGACUGUGUUACUAAAAAGACGAGACAUAGCUGAAAGUCUGAACAAAGACCUGCAGUUUCGCCAUCAAAGACUGCAGGUUAUUUCACACAUACUUACUACAUGGAUAAAGAAUAACCUAAGAACUCCAUUUCAAGAUGUCAUGGAGCAAAUUCAGAAAACCAACGAUGUCUAUGAUGAUGAGAACACGGUUGAUGAAGUGUUUGAAGAUGACCCAAGCAAGACAAAAGAAGCUAUAAUUAUACUCUACUACAUUGAAAGGUUCAAUGAAUUAAUCUGUCUUGGUGAAUAUGAGAAGGCAGCUUCUUUUGCAGCAAGCAGUCCAAAAAGAAUUCUUCAAAACACUGGUAUAAUGAAUAAAUUUAAAGCUAUUGGAAAAAUUAAAGGAAAGACUCUCCCAUUACUCUUAUAUUUUGAGGCUAUAUUUAGCACCAGUCAUGCGUUCAAACAUCCUAUUAAUGCUGACCUAACCAUGGAGGGGAUCAAAUGCGGACUGUCUGAAAAACGGCUUGAUUUAGUUACCCACUGGGUCACCCAGGAAAGGCUGACGUUCUCUGAGAAGGCUGGAGAUAUUGUUUUUGCUUAUGGGGAGCAGAACACAUGCCACAAGCCUGUCUGCUUGGCUUUAGCUCAGAUUAUCUACAAUGAAUGUGGUUUACACAAGAAAGCUCUUCUUUGCUUGUGUAAACAGGGUCAGAUUCAUGAGGCUAUGGAACAUAUACAGCAGUUCAAAGACUUUACCUCUGAUGACCUGAUAGAGCUAAUAACAGCAUGUCCCCAAAUUGAGUUAAUUAAACAUCUUAUUCAAGAAAGGAAUGGGAAACCACCACUUUUGUCUUUUGGACUUGCUGUACUUCAUCUGUUUUCUGUGGAUAUGAAAAAAGUUGGCAUUAAGCUACUUCAGGAAAUCAGUAAAAGUGGGAAAGAUGUAAUAGAGCAUCUUGUGAUGAGUGAUUCAUUUUGCUCCUUAGAAAAGUGGCAAGAAAUGGCAACUCUAUGUUUACAGAAUGGCUUUGAAAAUUUGUUUAAUGACAUCAUGUCCAUUCUUCGAUCCCAGGCUGGAGUCGCAGAAAUUUCUGGAGAUGAUUCCAUCAACUUAAUGGAACAUGUUUUUUGGUAGUUCUGUGUUUUAACCAGCUGAGAGCGCUGGUACAACAUUUUUGAGGCAUUGGCUGGGCAAACUGGUUUUAGGAUAAUUGAUAUAAAUAAAUAUUGAGUAUAAAGCUCCCAGCAAUAAAUCACACUUCUAUUUUAAUGUUUAUGUUUGAUCUUGAAACAUUGAAUUCCUUCUACCAUAUGGUCACUUCUUAUAGCGAAUAUUGAGUGAACCUAAUAGUGUAACUGCAUAAGAUAGCAUAAGCAUUGCUACCUUAGAACAAGCUAAUGU
This is a messenger RNA of Acomys russatus (golden spiny mouse), 2288 nucleotides long. It is a transcript of the gene Clhc1, whose product is annotated as clathrin heavy chain linker domain containing 1. The coding region runs from base 264 to 2021 and encodes 585 amino acids. The transcript has 12 exons. Lineage: Eukaryota; Metazoa; Chordata; Mammalia; Rodentia; Muridae. The record is from RefSeq and is a predicted model, not a curated record.